This is a messenger RNA of Paramisgurnus dabryanus, 1054 nucleotides long. RefSeq names its product cystatin f (gene cst7). The record is from RefSeq and is a predicted model, not a curated record. Gene Ontology annotation, biological process: negative regulation of microglial cell activation; positive regulation of myelination; immune response. Gene Ontology annotation, molecular function: cysteine-type endopeptidase inhibitor activity. Gene Ontology annotation, cellular component: endoplasmic reticulum; lysosome; Golgi apparatus. NCBI's taxonomy places the organism in Eukaryota, Metazoa, Chordata, Actinopteri, Cypriniformes, Cobitidae.
CAAACAGUAAUCAGUAGAGUUGAUUGAUUCCACCUGACCGCCGCCUUGGAGCGCCUCUCAGUCUGUGAAGGCACCAAACCUCUCGACCAAUGAAGAUGUGACUGUUGUUUGAGAUCUGCUGCAUGCUGGUUAAAGUGUUGCUGAACAGGAAGUUGAAGUGUAGACUUUACAUUAACAGACAUGAGGGUCUGUCAUCAUCUUCUUGUGUUGUUGUUUCUAGCAGGCUUAUGCUCACUCGUUGACAGUUAUGUCUGGCGGCCGAUUCCAGGAGCUCUACAAAACGUUAGUGCAAAUGACACGGGUGUAAAGAAGGCUGUCCUGGUGGGAACAUACUCAUUCAACAAUAAAUCCAAUGAUGCUUUUCUGUUCAGAGCAUCAGCUAUUGAUGAUGCAAAGAGACAGAUAGUGAAAGGUAUCGUCUACGUUCUGACAGUAGAGAUCUCCCGAACUAUGUGCAGAAAGAUGGGCAAUAAUGAUGACCUCCCCAACUGUCCCUUUCAGACAGACAGUCUAUUAAAGCAGACGUUCCUCUGUCACUUUGAAGUAUGGUCCAUUCCGUGGAUGAAGAAAAUGUCAACCACAUAUUUUAACUGUAAUUCUUUUGAUACUCUGAAAUGACUUUUUCAUUAAAACACAAAUAAAAAUGAAGCAGUGAAUAGUGCAAACUAUUAAACAUAAACUGAUUAAAAUAAGGUUAGUGACUGGCUGUUCAUCUCUAGAUGGACAUCAUCUUAGUUUAUAAACUGCUAAGCUUAAGUCUUCAAUGAUGAAGAGAUGUCUCAGUGUAUAUAUCUUCAAUCUUUAGCUGUGCUAUACUGUACACAAGUGCCAAUUGAUGGGUUUAUAAGAACAGAUUUAUUCAGUUGAUAUGUGCUACUCAUUUACUACUUGCUGAGAAAUAUGCAUGACAUAUGAUCAAUAAAUGUGUACAAGCAUUCAAUGGGAAUGCAGACUUUCCACUGGAAAUCAAUGGGACGUUCCCCAGACAGGGUUUAAGCCUAGUCCCAGACUAGUAUGUCUAAUGUGUCUUAACUGAAAGCAACUUAAUAUAUAU